Camelus dromedarius (Arabian camel) is the source of this 3684-nucleotide messenger RNA. It is a transcript of the gene CERK, whose product is annotated as ceramide kinase. Gene Ontology annotation, molecular function: ceramide kinase activity. Gene Ontology annotation, biological process: phosphorylation; ceramide metabolic process. The transcript is spliced from 13 exons. The record is from RefSeq and is a predicted model, not a curated record. Lineage: Eukaryota; Metazoa; Chordata; Mammalia; Artiodactyla; Camelidae. The coding region runs from base 82 to 1671 and encodes 529 amino acids.
UCCCGCGCCCCUCGGCGUCCGCGUGCCCUCCUGGCGCCCCCCCGCCCGGCAGACCCGGCGGCGCCCCCGGGGCUGGGCGCGAUGGGGGCGGCGGAGCCGCUGCGCUCGGUGCUGUGGGUGAAGCAGCAGCGCUGCGCCGUGAGCCUGGACCCCGCGCGGGCGCUGCUGCGCUGGUGGCGGAGCCCGGGGCCCGGAGCCGGCGACCCCGGCGCGGAUGCGUGCUCUGUGCCCAUCUCCGAGAUCAUCACCGUGGAGGAAACCGACGUUAACGGGAAGCACUACAGCAGCGGGAAGUGGCAGAAGAUGGAAAAGCCUUACGCCUUCACAGUGCAUCGUGUGAGGAGGGCCCGGAGGCACCGCUGGAGGCGGGCGCAGGUGACCUUCUGCUGUGCCGACGAGCAGCUGCUCCACCUGUGGCUGCAGACCCUCAGGGAGCUGCUGGCGAAACUGACCUCGAGACCGAAGCACUUGCUGGUGUUCAUCAACCCGUUUGGCGGGAAGGGGCAAGGCAAGCGCAUCUACGACCGGAAGGUGGCGCCGCUGUUCACGCUGGCCUCCGUCUCCACCGAGAUCAUCGUUACCGAACGUGCCAACCAUGCCAAGGAGAGCUUGUAUGAGCUCAGUAUAGACAAGUUUGACGGCAUCGUCUGUGUGGGCGGCGACGGCAUGUUCAGCGAGGUCCUGCACGGCCUGGUGGGCAGGACACAGCGGGACGCCGGCGUGGACCAGAACCAGCCCCGCGCGGCGCUGGCACCCAGCCCGCUGAGGAUCGGCAUCAUCCCCGCGGGGUCGACAGACUGUGUGUGCUACUCCACCGUCGGCACGAACGACGCGGAAACGUCCGCCCUGCACAUCAUCGUGGGGGACUCGCUGGCCAUGGACGUCUCCUCCGUGCACCAUGACGGCGCGCUGCUGCGGUACUCAGUGUCCUUGCUGGGGUACGGCUUCUACGGGGACAUCAUCAGGGACAGCGAGAGGAAGCGCUGGAUGGGGCUCGUCAGAUACGACUUCUCAGGUUUGAAGACCUUCCUCUCCCAUCACUGCUACGAAGGGACGGUGUCUUUCCUCCCAGCGCAGCACACGGUGGGCUCUCCGCGGGACGGGAAGCCCUGCCGGGCAGGGUGCUUCGUUUGCAGGCAGAGCAGGCAGCAGCUGGAGGAGGAGCAGAAGCGGUCGCUGUACGGCUUGGAGAGCGGCGAGGAGGUGGAGGAGUGGAAGGUCGUCUGCGGGCAGUUCCUGGCCAUCAACGCCACCAACAUGUCCUGCGCCUGUCCCCGGUGCCCCAGGGGCCUCUCCCCGUCCGCCCACCUGGGGGACGGCUCUUCUGACCUCAUCCUCAUCCGGAAAUGCUCCAGGUUCAACUUCCUGAGGUUCCUGGUCAGGCACACCAACCAGGGCGACCAGUUCGACUUCACUUUCGUUGAAGUUUACCGCGUCAAGAGGUUCCAGUUUGUGUCCCAGGCGGCGGAGGACGAGGACGGCAGCGUCCGGGGCCGCGGGAAGAAGCGGUUCGGGCAGAUCUGCAGCGACCAGCCGCCCUGCUGCUGCGCCGCGCCCAGCAGCUCCUGGAACUGCGACGGCGAGGUCCUGCGCAGCCCCGCCGUGGACGUCAGGGUCCACUGCCAGCUGGUCCGGCUCUUUGCACGAGGAAUCGAGGAACCAGGCAGCUGAGACACCACCUCGCGACGCCCGCCUUCCUGCUGUGCUCGGGAAGUGUGACGCUUACUUAAGGAAGUUACUGCAGACCAAUUAUGUUGAUAUACCUUUAAAUUUAGAAAUUUAUUUUUGAUAGUUAAAUCUUGAUUUUAGAAAAAAUACCUUCUGUCACCAGUUCUGGGGCCACGUUUGGCAUUUUCAGUUCUGUGUGAAUCCCAGGGCUGCAUGUGCUGUAACGUACUGUCAGCAGGCGGCACUGGCGGGCUUGGGGCGCCAGCUUCGCGACUGCAGCCGUGCCGCCGUGCAGAUCUGACCAUGUGAGUGCUGUGCAUCGGGGGGGUCGCGGCGUCUGGAGGGCCGCAGGUGGGAUUCGCCGGCUCGUUCUGGUGGCUGUGAGCCAGGCCUGGAGAGCAGUUGGUGGUCUUUGCCUGCGUCCUGGUUCGUGGCCGGGCGUCGUUACCGGGCCCUCCCUGUCCCUGCAACAGCAAGGCAACACUAGUCCUGCUUCAGGUCACACUUGCAGAGCAGCCCGAUUUAGCGCGAGGAGGGUGCUGACAGUGAUGGUGCUGUGUCUUUACGCCCUCGGUUCUGGCUUUCAUCCUAGGGCUGUUUCUGAGACAAUCCAGCUGGGAGCAGGACCAAGGCAGGAGCUCUGGGACUGGCAGCUUGUAAAGCCCUCGCACGUGUCUUACUGUUUUAAAUAUAGAAAACCUGUGCUCCCUGGAGGUGCAGGGUGGACGGCAGAGGGCAGCUGCGCGGUGGGUGAGCUUCACGCCGAGGGCCCACCCCUGGGGCGAGGGCCCCACCCUCCGGGCUGACUUUGGUGCAGCCCCGAGUCUGUGUCCGUGGGCCAGGUUUGUUCUUUUCUCAUCUUCACACUUAACUUCUUUGUAUUUAUUGCAAGUUUUGUCCUUUAAGCCGGAAGGCUGCCUGCGGGGUCCUGACUGUCGAUGUUUCGGUUUGCUCCCCGCUCGGGGGCGGGGCGCUCCCGCCGGGCCUCGUUUGGUCUGUGCUCCCUGUGUGCAUGGAAGGGUGAACUCCUGAAGCCCUUCACUGGAAGCGUGAGAGGCUGCGGCGGAGACCAGCGGUGGCGCGGGGCCAGGCGGUGGCGUGGGCUGCCUGCGCACGCCGUGCAUUCUCAGAAUCGCUGGGAAUGAUUUCUGCUUUGCAGUUCACGUGAGAGCCCCCACUUCUUCCCUCAGUCCCGCCCAGGCCGGAUGCGAGGGCAGCUUCAACAGCGGUUUUGAUAGAGCAUGUUGAGUGAUCACGAAUGUCAGAGGGGCCGAUGAUGGUGGGGGUGGGGAGCAAAGAGACGCUCCAGGCCCGCUGCUCCGCACGGGGGCGCGAGGGACCCCCGGGAGUCUCCAUCUUUCUCAUCCUGGUGAAUGUUCCCGGUCACUGGCCCGCCCUGGAAUCCACUGCCAAUUCUAGAAAAGCCAUCCAGGCUGGAGGGUCAGGACUUUACGUUCUGCGAGAAACCAAGCCGCACCACGUGGCUCCCGGGUGGCUUUGGCGAGAAUCAGUGACCACGUGCUGACCUUGGACAUUGUGAACCUUGGAACUGUUCCUGGGGGUCGUGUGACUGUUGGGGCCCGUCCCCCUCAUCCCCCAGAGUUGCGGAGGACACAUCACGGGACCGUAGACCUUUCAGACCUCCCUGCACGCCAGGACUCUGGCCCAGCGACUACAUCGCCUGCAGUCUUGAUUUUUUAAGAGAAAAAUCAGAACCAAUGGCUGGAGAGUGAGCUCUCAGGAUCACGGAGAGGCACUAGUCUAGGUUGUAACUUCCUUCGUGGCUCGGUGCGAAAGGGGCAGCAGCUACGCCCAGGCCCUCUUCCUGGUCGCCCGGAUUCCGAGGUGAGGGCGUCGGUGGGCGUCUGACUCUGUCUCUCCCGCCGUCUCCUGUCCCUGGGCGGUGUGGGGGGGGGUAUCCUAAUUUCCCUUCUAAUCUUGCUGGAUUCAAGGUUAGAAAAUGGCAUAUUCACUCUGAUGUGUUCGAGAAGAGAAAUAAAGUUACUUUGGGCAGAA